AUGGCUUUGCUACAGUUCAUGUGCUCCGUAACGCCACUCGCACGUGCUGUAAAGUCACGUUCCCUCAUCAUCUCCUUCUCCCGCACCGUCGUCACUGUCGCCUCCACUACCACCACCACCACUACCAAGACAAAGAUGUCGCCACCAGACUCCAACGUGCUUCUUGGCAUGUCGGAGGAACAGCUUCAACAGCUAGCUCUUGACUUCGGCCAGCAAAGUUAUAGAGGCAAGCAAUUGCAUCAUCUUCUCUACAAGCGAAGGGUCAAGGAAAUUCAAGAAUUCAGUCAGGUGCCUCUGGCAUUCAGAACCGAACUCCAAGAAGCUGGUUGGGUGGUUGGAAGGUCAUCUGUGCAUAGUUCUGUGGUUGCAGCUGAUGGCACUAUCAAGUUGCUGAUAAAAUUGGAAGAUAACCGACUGGUGGAAACUGUUGGCAUACCAGUAGCAGACGAUAAAGGUUCAGUUCGUCUUACAGCUUGUGUUUCAUCACAGGUGGGCUGCCCCUUACGCUGCUCAUUUUGUGCUACUGGCAAGGGAGGCUUCUCCAGGAACCUUAAGGGGCAUGAGAUUGUGGAACAGGUGUUAGCAAUAGAGGAGGUCUUCAACAAUCGGGUUACAAAUGUGGUAUUCAUGGGGAUGGGUGAGCCGAUGUUGAACUUGAAAGAAGUUCUUGCUGCUCACCGGUGCUUGAACAAGGAUGUGCAAAUAGGACAAAGGAUGAUGACCAUUUCCACUGUUGGAGUUCCAAACACUAUCAAGAAGCUGGCUUCCCACAAACUUCAAUCUACAUUGGCUCUUAGCCUUCAUGCUCCUAAUCAGAAACUGAGGGAAAAGAUUGUGCCAAGUGCCAAGGCGUACCCUCUGGAGGCAAUAAUGAAGGACUGCAGGGACUAUUUUCAUGAAACUAGUAGACGGGUAUCCUUUGAAUAUACACUCUUAGCCGGAGUAAAUGAUGAUGUGGAGCACGCAAAGGAACUUGCUGAAUUACUUCAUCAAUGGGGACCUGGAUAUCAUGUGAACCUGAUCCCAUUCAAUCCGAUAGAUGGCACAGAGUAUAAGCGUCCUUACAGGAAAGCGAUCAAUAUAUUUCAAUCUAUGUUGGAGUCGCGUAAAAUAACGGUUAGCGUACGUCAGACACGAGGUCUAGAUGCAAGCGCGGCUUGUGGGCAGCUACGAAAUGAGUUCCAGAAGAGUCCCUUGGUCACACCCUCCAUUGAUGACAUACAAGCUGAACCAGAACCAGAACCAGAGGCUGCAGUUGCUUGUUAACGAUAACACAUUUUCAGGAGGUUUUUGGUCCUCAUAACGUCAACGUUCAUGGCUCAUAUGAUUGGUCAAAGGGUUCGAACCACGCUACCCUGGCUUAGUCCGCUUAUGAACAAAAUAUGCAGGUUGGGCUAUAACUGUGCUGAAAUGGACUUGGGAUUGUGAUUAGUGAAGAUGCAAAGGGGAAGGAAAUCUGCAUGUGUUAUCAAGAUAUCAUUUGGUGUAAUAUUUUUACUAGUUUUGUUGCUUAGUUAUGUGUCUUUUUUGUUUCUUUUUAAUCUUUUUUUUUAUCACAUUUUGUCUUGUUAUUCCAAUUGAUGAUUUUUUUUAAACCUUUUUUAGUUAAUUUGUGUUUAGAUUUAGACGAAAAUAAUGUAAUUUAUAUGAUUGUGGGAGUAUGAAUA
Messenger RNA from Cynara cardunculus var. scolymus (artichoke), 1667 nucleotides. Its product is annotated as probable dual-specificity RNA methyltransferase RlmN. The record is from RefSeq and is a predicted model, not a curated record. The coding region runs from base 1 to 1266 and encodes 421 amino acids. Gene Ontology annotation, molecular function: iron-sulfur cluster binding; RNA methyltransferase activity. Lineage: Eukaryota; Viridiplantae; Streptophyta; Magnoliopsida; Asterales; Asteraceae. The transcript is spliced from 10 exons. Gene Ontology annotation, biological process: tRNA methylation; rRNA base methylation.